Aspergillus ochraceoroseus IBT 24754 is the source of this 1663-nucleotide messenger RNA. Its product is annotated as serine/threonine-protein kinase. Gene Ontology annotation, molecular function: calcium/calmodulin-dependent protein kinase activity; ATP binding. Lineage: Eukaryota; Fungi; Ascomycota; Eurotiomycetes; Eurotiales; Aspergillaceae. The transcript has 5 exons. The coding region runs from base 377 to 1609 and encodes 410 amino acids. Gene Ontology annotation, biological process: protein phosphorylation; cellular response to oxidative stress. The record is from RefSeq and is a predicted model, not a curated record.
CUCUUCUCCCUUUCUCUCUCUCUCUCUCUUUGCGGGAAAGAAGAAUUAGUAAGUGUUUUUUUUUUCUGGUGGUUGUUGUUUCGUUUCGUUCUCUCAUCCUCAUCUUUACUACCUAAUAUUGUCCGCAAUCCUUCCUCGUUACACUCCUCUCCCUAACUGUGUCUCUGCGCCCUAUUUCUCGACACUGAUAUAUGCUCUUGAAAUAUCAUACUAAUUUAUUCAUUGCUCUUCUCUAGUUAACAUCGUUCUACCUGGGUGCUCCCUACUCCCAUCAACCCCUUCCCCCUGACGUGCGGGGUUCCCUUCAAUCCUGCAAUCCGCCCCGCCAUCUAUAAGCUUGAGAUACAUCCUCUAAUCCUGUACUGAUCCAAACACCAUGAGUUUCUCUAGUAUGUUCAGUAAGCUCUCAGGCCAGCCUGAGAGCUACGAGAAAAAAUCUCAGUAUAAAUUCGGCAGAACCCUCGGCGCUGGCACAUACGGUAUUGUUCGUGAAGCAGACUGUGCUUCUGGAAAGGUCGCGAUUAAGAUCAUCCUGAAGAGAAAUGUCCGCGGCAAUGAACGCAUGGUCUAUGAUGAACUGGAAUUGCUACAGCAGCUUGACCACCCCCAUAUUGUCCAUUUCGUGGACUGGUUUGAAUCCAAGGAUAAAUUCUAUAUUGUCACCCAGCUCGCCACUGGUGGAGAGCUGUUCGAUCGAAUUUGCGAGUACGGCAAAUUCACAGAGAAGGAUGCGUCACAAACCAUUCAUCAAGUACUCGACGCCAUCAACUUCUUGCACAAAAAGAACAUCGUCCACAGAGACUUGAAACCUGAAAAUCUCCUCUAUCUUACUCGUGAUAUAGACUCGGAACUUGUCCUAGCAGAUUUUGGAAUUGCGAAAAUGUUGGAAACCCCAGGCGAGGUCCUCACCAGCAUGGCAGGUUCCUUUGGCUAUGCCGCCCCCGAGGUUAUGCUCAAGCAGGGACAUGGAAAGGCCGUGGAUAUGUGGUCCUUAGGAGUUAUUACAUACACUCUGCUAUGCGGUUAUUCGCCUUUCCGGUCCGAGAACCUGACAGAUCUAAUCGAAGAAUGCCGAUCCGGCAGGGUUAUUUUCCACGAGCGCUACUGGCACGACGUCUCCAAAGAUGCAAAGGACUUCAUCCUCAGCCUGCUCCAGGUGAACCCCGCGAACCGGCCGACAUCCGAAGUUGCCCUGAAACACCCUUGGCUGAAGGGAGAAUCUGCCAGCGACCGCGAUCUGCUCCCCGAAAUCCGCGCCUAUAUUGCCCGCUCUCGCCUCAAGAGAGGUAUCGAGAUCAUCAGGCUCGCAAACCGCAUCGAAGCGCUCAAGAUGCAAGAAGACGACGAGGAUAUCCCCAGCCCCGUCGACAUGGCAGACUCUUCGAGCAAAACAACGCCUUUCCCAGCUCUCCCAACAGCGAAUGCAGCCUCGCCUUCGUCGUCAUCCACUGCUGGUGAACCUGGUACCACUAAGAAGCGUAGUCUGAGCAAGAUUGCGCGUGGUGCCAUCUUCCGAGAAGUCGUACUUGCCAAAGUCCGCGAGAUGAAGGAGAACGAGGAACUAGAAAGGGUUGAACGUGAGGCUCGCGAAAAAAGCAGCCAUUCUUAGUUCAUUUUACACAGGAGAUGGUUUUUGUUUUUUUUUUUUUUUUUUUUUUUUUUU